Molecule: messenger RNA, 675 nt
Organism: Chiroxiphia lanceolata (lance-tailed manakin)
Lineage: Eukaryota; Metazoa; Chordata; Aves; Passeriformes; Pipridae
Product: sentrin-specific protease 5-like
Biological process (GO): protein desumoylation
Cellular component (GO): nucleus
Molecular function (GO): deSUMOylase activity
Source: RefSeq, a predicted model, not a curated record
AUGUGGCUUUGUGAAUUCCUAGAUGAAAUCAUGAAGGAAUGUGGCAGUUUAAUACCACUCUGUAAAAAAGAUGUCCUGGAAAGAUUAAAAGAAGUCUUUAACGAAGAUUUCUCCCAUAGAAAACCUUUUAUCACCAAGGAGAUCAUAAUGUAUUGGGAAAAACAUCCAAAACUCUCCACUUGCAAUUUCCGGAUCUUCUAUAAUAAGCACAUGCUAGAUAUGGAUUAUUUGGCUACACUGGAAGGCCAGAACUGGCUGAAUGACCAGAUAAUUAACAUGUAUGGUGAACUCGUAAUGGAUGCAGUCCCUGAAAAGGUUAAUUUCUUUAACAGCUUUUUUUAUACACAGCUCAUAACCAAAGGAUAUAAUGGGGUAAAGCAAUGGACUAAAAAGGUGGACUUAUUCAAAAAGACCUUAUUAAUUCCUAUUCACCUGGCAGUCCACUGGUCCCUCAUUGCUGUGAAUGUCCCCAGCAUUUCAUUUUAUGAUUCCCAAGGCAUUCAUUUUCAGUUUUGUGUGGAGAACAUUCAACAGUAUUUGCUGACUGAAGCAAAGGAGAAGAAUCACCCCGAGUUCCUUCAAGGUUGGCAGACUGCUGUGACAAAGUGCAUUCCACAACAGAAAAACGACAGUGAUUGUGGAGUUUUUGUGCUCCAGGCACUGAGUGGUCAGUGA